AUGGAAAUCACUGAACUUGUCAACAACAAGGAGCGCUUCCGUCGCUUCUACUGCAGUUGGAAGACCUGCGAGAAGGGAUUCAACCGCAAGUCGGACCUUAUCAGACAUUUCCGAAUCCAUACCAAUGAGCGGCCGUAUCCAUGCCCAGCACCUGGCUGCGAGAGGAGUUUCAUCCAAAGAAGUGCAUUGACUGUACAUCUCCGUACGCACACUGGUGAAAAGCCAUACGAGUGCCAAUAUCCUGGAUGCUACAAACGGUUCGCAGAUUCGUCGAGUUUCUCGCGUCAUCGUCGGGUGCAUUUAGGCAAGCGUCCGUAUACAUGCGCUAUUGAAACCUGUCGUAAGAGUUUCUGUCGCAAGGUGGCUUUGAUUCAACAUCACAAGAUCUACCACGAUUCGACGUCCGGGGAGGAAUCCGACGCGUCUUUGGAGGAACUUACCAACACUUCGAAAGACGACAGCCCCAUGACGAGUCCGAUUUCAAUGCCAGAGCAUGUUGAUAACGAUACGACGAGUCCCACGCAAACGAUAGCGGACCGUCAAUCUUCCCCUGACUACAUGCAUCACACGACACGCCAGCUCAAUAAAUCGAAUGAGCUGUUUUACGAGAGCCAAGCCAGUGAGCAAUUGGCAUUCCCGACCAUCCAACCGGAGUACGAGUACGAAGAGCCACAGGGCUUCUAUCAGGACCCUCUCUACUCGAGCUGCAAUGAAGAUGUCGUAUAUCAACGGUCAAAUCCCUCCUGGAACUUCUAUCCGUCUCCCCAGUACUCAACCUGCGGGUGCAACCCACAUCCAGCAAAUGUACCUUGGAGUCCGGCGGUCUUGGCUGGCAACGCAGAGGUCGGCAACGGGGCUGGAUACCUGCUUGCGCAAGAUCACGCGCCUUCCAUGGUCGGCUUCCCUCCAGCUAUUAUACCACGCCAUGCCCAGAAUAUUCAGGAGGCGGAGUGGCCGAGAGGUCAGGUGUGGUACAACGACGGGAUGCAAAUGUCUCCCGAGUUUGGCCCGACCAGAAUGACAGACUCUUACAGAUUCGACUGA
Messenger RNA from Colletotrichum paranaense, 1044 nucleotides. RefSeq lists its product as uncharacterized. The record is from RefSeq and is a predicted model, not a curated record. Bases 1 to 1044 code for a protein of 347 amino acids. NCBI's taxonomy places the organism in Eukaryota, Fungi, Ascomycota, Sordariomycetes, Glomerellales, Glomerellaceae. Gene Ontology annotation, molecular function: DNA-binding transcription factor activity, RNA polymerase II-specific; RNA polymerase II cis-regulatory region sequence-specific DNA binding. The transcript has 4 exons. Gene Ontology annotation, biological process: regulation of transcription by RNA polymerase II. Gene Ontology annotation, cellular component: transcription regulator complex; chromatin; PcG protein complex.